GGUUGCAUUGAUGUGCGAACCGACCUUCUAGUUUUGAUUUUAGGGACUUACGCAGCAGUAUUCUGCCGCAUAGCAUAGUUGUUGACGGAACUUGGAAGAGACAGUUUCCUAGCAGCGCCGCUGGGAUUAAUCUUUAAACAUGGAGACGUCUCAAGAUAUUUCGGCAGCUGCUUUAGGCUCGCCUUCUGGGUUUCGCAUGUCCAAGGCCGAGAUCAUCGGCUACGUCGUUAUCGCUUUCCUGGUGGUCUUAUGGUGUCAUAUAAAAUGGAACCGAAGACAUUUCGAAAAGUUGUCCGCCAAAUUAGGAGGUCCUCCGGCCUAUCCGAUCAUCGGUUGUGGCUUGGAGUUUGCGGGGACACCGCAACAAAUCAUGGAAAGGAUUAUUCAAUUGUAUGAAAAGUACGGUCCGGAACCUUUUGGACUGUGGUUGGGCAUGAACUUUGCCGUGACCGUAGCAAAGCCCGAAGACGUACAGAUUAUAUUGAACAGCUCCAAGGCUCUCGAAAAAGACCCGUUCUACAAGUUUUUUAUCAACACUGUCGGGGAAGGCUUGUUCUCUGCGCCAAUCGAUAAAUGGAGGAAACAUCGCAGGAUCAUCACGCCGGUGUUCAACGCCAAUUUACUUAGUCAGUUUUUCCCAGUGUUCAACGAGAAAAACACAAUUUUCGUGAGAAAUCUUAAAAAAGAACUUGGCAAAAACGAGCCAUUUGAUUUAUGGGAUUAUAUUGCGCCUACCGCUCUUGACAUCAUUUGCCAGACGGCAAUGGGUUACAACUUGGACACACAACAUAACAGCGAAUCUGAAUUCGCAGAAGCCUUAACAAAAGCUUCCGAAUUGGAUUCCAUGAGAAUUUAUAAACCGUGGUUGUAUCCCGAUUUCAUAUUCAAUAUUUACGGAAAACUGACGGGAUUGCAUGAUGUUUACAAAACGUUGCACAAACUACCGAAUCAAUUGAUCAAAGACAAAAAAAUCGAAUUCGCCGAGAAGAAAAAAAAGGCCAGCGCUAUUGAUGUGACAGACGAUGAAAAAAAAAGACUGAAGGUAUUUUUGGAUACUUUAUUGGAACUCAACGAAGCCGGCGCUAAUUUCUCUAACGAUGAGAUAAGAGACGAAGUCGUAACCAUGAUGAUCGGAGGCAGCGAAACCAGCGCUAUCACGAACUGCUUCUGUCUUUUGAUGUUGGCUAUCCACCAGGACGUCCAAGACAAGGUUUACGACGAGAUUUAUCAAGUGAUGGGCGACAGCGACCAAAUAAUUACCAUCGAAGACACUAGUAAACUUGUGUACUUGGAACAGUGCAUCAGGGAAACACUCCGGCUGUAUCCUGUCGGACCGAUCAUACUCAGGCAACUACAAGAAGACGUCAAAAUAACCAACUGCACGAUCCCCAAAGGAACGACCAUGGUUAUACCUCCGAUUGCCACUCAUCAUUUACCAGAGCUGUAUCCGAAUCCAUGGUCUUACAAUCCGGAUAAUUUCGAACCCGACAACGUGGCCAAACGGCACAAGUAUAGUUUCAUAGCGUUCAGCGGUGGACCCAGAGGGUGUAUCGGGUCUAAGUACGCUAUGCUGUCGAUGAAAGUUUUGAUUUCCACGUUCUUGCGACACUACAGCGUGCACACGGAUUGCAAAAUGUCCGACAUCAAACUCAAACUGGAUCUGUUGAUGAGAAGCGUGCACGGUUAUCCCGUGACUAUCCGGCCGAGGGACAGGAGGCCCACUUACAAACGGAAGUAGACUCCAGUCCAAGAACACAAUAUUGUUGUCUCUCUUGAUAUUAUGUAAAAAUUUGCGCGUUAUUAAAAAAAUGUUAGUGUGUUUCGAUAAAUAUGUCCGGCAAUUCGAAAACUAAGUAAUCAAACUGUUACUACAAUAUCAUUGUUGAUAAUCGGCAUUUGGUCAACUCCGUUUGACCUACAAUCGCCGAUAAAUAUAGAUAGGAUUGAUUGUAAAGAUCCUUUUACAAAAAAAAAAAAAUCACCUCCAAUAAUUAGAGUGGGGUUUUUCUUAAAAUCAUGUAUGUUACGAUACGUAUAUUUUGUUUUCUAUAGACUUAAUUUGUUCUGUGCGAGAAGUUGUUGUGUAUGUAUAAAUUUAAAUAGUAAGUAAGAAUAAAUAAUCCUGAUAGCUGUAUAGAAAUUUUUUUUUCGUUUGUACUUUUACUCAUAAAGAUAGAUAAUCGGUAUAUGUUAAAAAACAAAUUUAAUUUUUAAUAAAUUAAUUAUUUUUUAAUUG
Messenger RNA from Adelges cooleyi (spruce gall adelgid), 2236 nucleotides. RefSeq names its product cytochrome P450 4C1-like. NCBI's taxonomy places the organism in Eukaryota, Metazoa, Arthropoda, Insecta, Hemiptera, Adelgidae. The record is from RefSeq and is a predicted model, not a curated record. Bases 140 to 1738 code for a protein of 532 amino acids. The transcript has 13 exons. Gene Ontology annotation, molecular function: heme binding; oxidoreductase activity, acting on paired donors, with incorporation or reduction of molecular oxygen; iron ion binding.